This is a messenger RNA of Nematostella vectensis (starlet sea anemone), 942 nucleotides long. RefSeq lists its product as uncharacterized. Gene Ontology annotation, cellular component: membrane. Lineage: Eukaryota; Metazoa; Cnidaria; Anthozoa; Actiniaria; Edwardsiidae. Bases 1 to 942 code for a protein of 313 amino acids. The record is from RefSeq and is a predicted model, not a curated record. The transcript is spliced from 7 exons.
AUGUUGCCUAUCGUACGACUGGCAGCCACCUUGAAUUCCGUAAGAUUUGAUCGAGGAGUAAAUGCAGGAAUUGCAGUGUUUACUUACGAUCCUUUGGUCGUUGAGUCCUUCACCAGCUCGUCGCCAGUUGUUGAGUAUGUAGGAAGGUCAAAAUACAAAUUCUGUUGCGUUGGGAUUUACUGUCCGCAAUGUACAUUAAAAGUGGAAUUCCUAGCUUUUGGAAAAACGCUUUUGGUGAGCGAUGGUCUGCGUUCCACAUGCAAGGAUAUAGUGUUUACGACCAGCUUAGAGGCUGUUGUUCAACCGGGCUUAUAUCCACUAGAGGUUGCCUACUCCUUUGUGAACGAGAGCGCUGUCAUGGUAACAAAGAAGCAGGUUGGCGAGAUUCGGGUAAAAGUUGCUUGUCUACAAAAUCUCACUUUUGCGGACGGACUUCAAGAAUGGUUUCAAAUCGGCUGGAAAAUAGGUUUCUUCAGAAAGCUCCAUAAAGGACCCUACGCAUAUAUUUCUGAACCUGUUGAAAGCCGACUUGAGAGCCCGAUCCUGGAAUGGAAGCCUUUUCACCGUGUCUCUGGCCUAUGCGUCCGAUUCAGUUAUCUCAUGCCACAAAUCGAGGGUUCGUCAGAGAUACAAUUAUAUCAUAAUUCUACUACGAUCCAGCCCCGGUUAUUAUGGAAGCUCAGUGGUUACCAUGGUAUUGAGUGGUUAACAGCAAGUGUACCAUUGGAUGCGGAACAGGAUACAAAGGUAGAGUUCCUGGGUGUCUCAUCAACUAAUGGAUCAGUUGCUAUAGCAAUAGACGACAUCAUGAUCACAACAGAGAAUUGCACCACAAGCCCAGCGUAUGCUGCGACAGAUAUUUUGAACAUUACCACCAUCAUGAUCAGCAUCACCGCUUCUUCUCCCAAAGAAGAAAUACCCAAAAGAUUGCGCUGUAUAUGA